Messenger RNA from Hyaloperonospora brassicae, 315 nucleotides. Lineage: Eukaryota; Oomycota; Peronosporomycetes; Peronosporales; Peronosporaceae. The record is from the annotation of a GenBank genome assembly.
AUGGCGGCAGCAAACGGCGGCGGUAAUCGGAAGGAUCCGAUCCUGGACUUGGCCAAGUACAUCGACCAGGAGGUGCGCGUCAAGUUCCACGGCGGCCGCGAAGUCACGGGUACGCUCAAAGGCUAUGACCAGCUCGUGAACCUCGUGCUCGACGACUGCAUCGAGUUCGUGCGCGACCCGAGCGACGAGUACCGGAUCACGGACGAGACCCGCCAAGUCGGACUUGUGGUGUGCAGAGGCACGUCAGUGAUGCUCGUGUCUCCAAUGGAAGGCACGACGGAGAUCCCCAACCCCUUCCUGCAGCAAGAAGGCUAA